Pelobates cultripes (western spadefoot toad) is the source of this 8918-nucleotide messenger RNA. The record is from the annotation of a GenBank genome assembly. Lineage: Eukaryota; Metazoa; Chordata; Amphibia; Anura; Pelobatidae.
AGGUGAGGCUCUCUUCAUUUUUCUGCUUUGUGAAGUAAAUUGCUACAGCACCAUCCAUUCACUUGUCUUAGAUUUUAGUAUAUGUACUAAUUAUUUUUUACAUUUAUUUAUUUCUAGCGUAGUGUAGUGUGCCUUUACAUGUAAAAUAAGCACACAGAAGCUGUGUCUUUAAGGGGUUAGUAAAACGUCCAAGCUAUUAAACCAAAGGAACACAUCUAAGCUCAUUUAGAUAUAUACAUGUGUACAACAAACACACAGCACAUGGUAUUUCUAUCUAGUAAUUCCAUGACAUGAAUGGGUUAAGCUCUGCCAAAAUGUGUAAAUGAAUGCUGAGUGAGUUGAAGAGAUUAAAAAGAAAAAUCUUCUUUAUACAAGAAACUCAUUUAUCCCACAGGGAAAAAUGAAGAUGACUGAUAUAAACCAUAACCUUUCCUAUUUCUUUUGGGGCUGAAAUAAACAUAAUAGAAAGGUGAUUUCAUGUGAUAAAUAAACAUAGUUUCUUAUAAACAAUCAGAAAAACAAAAAUAAAGACAGUUAAAAUAGUCUCCUACAAAGUUCAGUAUAUAGCACUGCUAAUAUUUAUGGCAUCAUUUUUAACAACAGCUACUGUUAAAAAUGUUAUAGUACUGGAAGCUUAUGUUAUAGUACUGGAAGCUUAUGAAUUAUUCACUAAGGGCACGAUUAUAGGAGUUGACCUCAUUGUAAAAUCUCACCUGAAUAUAUAUUAUUCUAGAAAGGAAACCUCCACAGAGAAAAUCAACCAGUCUGAAAAUAAAACUGUCUAUAUUCACACUGUGUAUGCCACAUAUGACAUAUAUCAUAUAUUCAGGAUAGAGUUUACACAUUUAACUGAUCGGUACAUGAUUUACAGAGUACUCAUGAAUAGAUAUAAUUUAAUUCCAUGUGACUAGUUAUAUAAAUGCUUAUCAGGAGGGAUUAAAUCAAUAAUCACAUCUAAUCAUGUUUGAAGUGCUAAUAGUAAAGGUGAUGAAAACAAAAUAUAUCUGCUGUGGAAUGUAAAUGAAUAUAUUGAUUUAUUAUACUUUACACAAAUAAUAAAAAAAAGGCUGGAGAUAAAUUAAUAAUGCAUGGAACCUGACAUAUGGUCUAUAUGUUAUAUUUGUACUUCAUAUAAAACCCAUGACACCAAUACUCUUAUAUGGGAUAUUAAAGGAACUCUUUAACGUGAAAAAUAAAUAUACUUGUUUUUAACUUUAGAGGGUUUAUACAGUGUGGGCCAAAAUUCAGAGUAAGAUUUGACAGGUAAAUAGCUUAUUUGUUAGUAGUUAAAAAAAAAAAAAACAUUUUUGUUGCAAGGUACUUAUUAUAACCAAGUCUUUGGGAAUUCAUCAUGGGUUGUUUCGUAAGGAACAGCGAGUAAAAAUAUUGGAACUUUAUUUUCAAAAUGGAAGGUCCAUUAUUUUGAUGCAAAAAGCUUACCGCUGCCACGUGAAUGUAAGAAAUUGACCUUUCAGCUCCCAAUUACUUCCUGUGGGGAUAUCUGAAGAAAUGGGUGUAUGUGAACAACUACAAUAAAAUAAGUGUAUAUAUGGUGAAAAAAACAAUAUAAGACAAAGUGCUACAAUCACCAGCAAUGUGGGUCACUCCACCUCACAUAAAUAAAUGGUUAAAACAGUAAAGAAUGGUGAGAGCACAGAGAAACAAUAAUUACCCUUAUAUCCAAUAUAAAACCUGUAAAAACACAAUGGGAAAAACAGGCAUAGGGUAAUAAUGUACAAAUAAUAUAUGUAUGAGUAAAUACUUGAAUAAACUCACAUAUUCAUGAGCCACUUAAUAUGGAAGCUGGCUCAGACUAGGAACAUAACUGGGAAAUAAAGAUCGAAAUAGAAAAAUCUUCUUAUUCACAUUUAAAGGUAUAUCGGGAGAAUAAGAAGAUUUUUCUAUUUCGAUCUUUUAUUUCCCUUUUAAAUUUAUUCCCUCUUCUUUUGCCUCUCUUUUACCUUUUUUAAUCCUUUUUUUGAGAAAGAGAGAGUUUAACUGUUGCUAAUAUUCUACGUAUUGGAAUAAGAAUGUCUGACUAUAAUAUUUGUUUCAAUGUUAUUGACAAUAUGUAUGAAGUAUGUUGCUAAUAGGACUCUGAUUAUUGCAACAUGAAAGACUGUGUAAGUGAAUGGACUAGUUCGCUGUUCCUUUUCUUCUAUGAACAUGGAAGUAAAUUGAGAUCGUUAAGGACGCUAGGAUGCCCAAUAAAGUUGCUUAAAAAAAAGGGGGGGGAGGAGCUUAUUUCUGAAGAAAGGCGUGAAAAUUUUCCUAUUUAAAAAUGGAACAGACUGAAUGGACUCACACUUUGAUAAAGGCUUUGGCUGAAACGCGUUAGUGUGCAGAGGUGGAAUUGCUGAAUUUUAACUUUUACUGCUGCUGUCUUUUUUUGCUGCUAUACCGAAUAAAGGUUUUCAUUAAAGAUCCUGCAUCCUGGAUUUUGUAAAGCAAGAAGGAGCAAGCAAUUAAGCAGUUGGAUUACAACGACCACCUCACUAAUCCAUUCAAUGUUCCUAGUCUGAGCCAGCUUCCAUAUUAAGUGGCUCAUGAAUAUGUGAGUUUAUUCAAGUAUUUACUCAUACAUAUAUUAUUUGUACGUUAUUACCCUAUGCUUGUUUUUCCCAUUGUAUGUGAACAACUGCGUACACUUGAGCAGCUCAAGGAAAAUAUCUGUGCAAAACUUUGAGUGCUAGAGCCGCAAACAUUAACUAAUGUUAUGAAUAACACAAUCAAAAGAGCCCAAGUUUACGAGGCAGCAAAUGGAGGUCACUGAAAACAUUUCAUCUUCCCAAGUCAAACAAAUCUCCAUGCAUUAUGCAUUCAUUGUAUGUAAUAUCAUUGAAAUUAGUUAAUUGAUAAAAACGUUAUUGACUCCUCAUACUGUUUCACAUCAACUUGAUCUCCCUACUAUGCAAUAAUCAGUUAUAGUGAUCUUUGUGAGCCUGAUACUUCUCAUAGAAAAGCACUUACCUGUAAGAAGCUUUAGCAUACCAUGCAAUAGCUUUGUUGCCUGGAGCAUUCCUAAUGUCUUAGCCUAGAAAGUACUAAUAUCAAAUAAAAGGCAUUUAGUAGACAUGGGCAAUUUGUUUCGGUCCGAAUAUGAAUUCGGAUGAAUUUCGGGCAAUUCAGACAUUCAGGUACUUCUGAAUGUCCAAAUUGCCGAAGUGUCAAAGUGCCGAAGUUCCGAAGCACAGUAUUGCCUAAGUACUAAUAUACUUACCCAGUGAAAGAAGAAGAAUGUUACAUUAUAUACAAUUUUAAAUAAAAAGUAUACAAACAUAGUCAGGAUUCAGCUGUAAGCAUUUGCAACACUUACAACAAUCAAGUAACAUACAUUCAUAUAAAAUGUAAGUUACUUAGCCAGUCAAUGCAAUGACAGGAAUGAAUAAGUAGAUAACUCCCUAAUUCCCACGGUAUUAGGGAGCUAUCUACUAAAAGGUCCUCCCCCCUGGUACCCAUAAGGGGGGUCCUAAUGUCCUCCCCGCUACCCCCCACCCCUGAGUGGUGGGUGGGGGCCCAAAUACUAAUAAGGGGGGGACCUAAUGUCCGCCCCCUGGCCCCCACCCCUGAGUGGUGGGUGGGGCUCUAAAUUGGAAUAAAGGGGCACCUAAUGUCCUCCCCCCUGGCCCCCAACCCUGAGCGGUGGGUGUGGGCCCUACAGUAAAAUAAGGAGGGGGGACCUAAUGUCCUCCCUUCUGGCCCCCACCCCUGAGCGGCGGGUGGGGGCCCUAAAUUGGAAUAAGGUGAGGGGACCUAAUGUCCUCCCCCUGGCCCCCACCACUGAGCGGCGGGUGGGGGCCCUAAAUUGGAAUAAAGGGGCACCUAAUGUCCUCCCCCCUGGCCCCCAACCCUGAGUGGUGGGUGGGGGCCCUACAGUAAAAUAAGGAGGGGGGACCUAAUGUCCUCCCUUCUGGCCCCCACCCCUGAGCGGCGGGUGGGGGCCCUAAAUUGGAAUAAAGGGGCACCUAAUGUCCUCCCCCCUGGCCCCCAUUCCUGAGCGGUGGGUGGGGGCCCUAAAUACUAAUAAGGGGGGACCUAAUGUCCUCCCCCCGGCCCCCACCCCUGAGGGGUGGGUGGGGGCCCUAAAUAAAAAUGUUACCCCCCACGUGACUAGGGGUCCCCAAACCCCUAGUCACCCCCUCCCUCCUAAAAAAAAUAACCCCCUACCUACCCCCUAAAAAUAAUGACCUUUAACUAAGUACCUGUAAAAAAAAGAAAACUUACCAUUCAAUGUUUUCUUUCUUCUAAAAUCUUCUUUUUCAGCCCCAAAAAAGGCCAAAUAAAAAUCCAUAAUUACUGACGCAAUUAAAAAAAAAAAAAACGAGCGCAAAAAAAAUAAAUCUUCAUCCGGCGAGGGCUCCACACAGACUGAGCUCUGCAGGGCUGGUGAAGGCUUAUAAAGCCUUGCCUCGCCCUGCAAUUAGGCUCAGAGCACUCUGAUUGGUGGGUUUAAGCCAUCCAAUCAGAGUGCUCUGACAGGUAAAUGAAGAGAAUGACAGGUAAGUCUCUACAUUUACCUGUCACAGCACUCUGAUUGGUUGGCUUGAAAUCCACCUAUCAGAGUGCUCUGUGUCAUUUUACACAGCGUGUAAUUUGACUCAUAACUCUCUGAUUGGUGGAUUUUUUUGGGGGGAGGGGGUGACUAGGGACCCCUAGUCACCGGGGGGUAACAUUUUUUACAGCCCCCACCCACCGCUCAGGGGUGGGGGCUGGGGGGAGGACAAUAGGUCCCCCCUACAGGUAUUUAGGGCCCCCACCCACCGCUCAGGGGUGGGGGCAAGGGGGGAGGACCUUAGGUCCCCCCACCUUAUUCCAAUUUAGGGCCCCCACCCGCCGCUCAAGGGUGGGCCCAGGGGGAGGACAUUAGGUCCCCCUUAUUAGUAUUUAGGGCCCCCACCCACCGCUCAGGGUUGGGGGCCAGGGGGGAGGACAUUAGGUCCCCCCAUAUUUUACUGUAGGGCCCCCACCCACCGCUCAGGGUUGGGGGCCAGGGGGGAGGACAUUAGGUGCCCCUUUAUUCCAAUUUAGAGCCCCACCCACCACUCAGGGGUGGGGGCCAGGGGGCGGACAUUAGGUCCCCCCCUUAUUAGUAUUUGGGCCCCCACCCACCACUCAGGGGUGGGGGGUAGCGGGGAGGACAUUAGGACCCCCCUUAUUUUACUGUAGGGCCCCCACCCACCUCUCAGGGGUGGGGGCCAGGGGGAGGACAUUAUGUCCCCCCUUAUUAGUAUUUAGGGCCCCCAUCCACUGCUGAGGGGUGGGGGCCCGGGGGAGGACAUUAUGUCCCCCCUUAUUAGUAUUUAGGGCCCCCACCCACUGCUCAGGGGUGGGGGCUAGGGGUGGACAUUAGGGUUUGGGCUCUACUUUACUGUAGGGCCCCCACCCACCGCUCAGGGGUAGGGGCCAGUGGGAGGACAUUAGGUCCCCUCUUAUUAGUGUUUAGUAUUAGUAUUUAGGCCCCCCACCCGCCGCCUGCGACGUAAUUUUUACUUAGUAUUAGUAAAUUUGGCUGAAAGACCGUGGGAAUUAGGGAGUUAUCUACUAAGUGGCUGCAAGAGAAGUCCCGAAGUGGCAAAGUCCCGAAAUUCCGAAAUGCCGAUGUUCCGAAAUUUCAAAAUGCCGAAGUUCUGAAAUUCCGAAGUUCCGAAGUGUCGAAGUGCCAAAGUUGCCGAAUUUCCGAAGUGUUGAAGUGCCGAAGUUCCGAAAUUGCCGACGUUCCGAAGUGUUGAAGUGCCGAAUUGAGAAAGUCACGAAUUUCGGAAUGCCGAACCGAACCGAAAAUUUUCCCCAUGCACAUGCCUAGCAUUUAGACAAUAGGAUUGUCCAACGAAUAGGCCUUAUCUAUAGCACCUCUAAAUCCUUACUGUGCACACACCCCAAUCUCAUUUGGUGUACCUUUCAGCUCUUAAUUACAUUCAGGUAAUUUUAUAUAAUAUAAGUCAAAUAAAUUGAAACUUUAAAAAAAUCUAAAAUCUUUUAAGAGAUCUAUGGCAUUAUACUUCAGCACAGAAUGCACAUGUCAUGGUUGAAUAUAUUUAUUACCUGUGAUAUGUUAAGUUUAUAUAUGUGUGUGUAUAUAUAUAUAGUUUGUAUAUUGUAUUUUUGUAAUAUUGUACCCUAUUGUAACAAUGCAAUGUUUUGUGGACACAGGUAAUUCUUGAAAUUGAGAGAAAUCUCAAUGUAUCCUUCCUGGUAAAAUGUUUUAUAAAUAAAUAAAUUUAGCUAGUAGAGCAUAGCCUACAGUUCUACAAACCAGUUAAAUGAAAAUCAUAAAAACUAAAAUAAUAUAAAACAUGGGCGCAUAUAAAAAUACAGUCAUAAUGGAAAAAAGUAUUUUGAGCUUACAUUGACUGUGGGUUAUAUGCCCCUUCAUUUUCUAGACAUUAGCCUGUGCCAAGAUUGACUGAUUUUAAUAGCCUAUCACUGGCAGUCCAUUCCGAGUAAAAGUAGGUAGAUGAAAAAAAAUGCUAAACUUUGGAGUAUGGGUAUGGUAUAGUGCCUUACUAAAGAGAUUUAAAAGUAUAUAGGUGCCUCUUAAAUAAGUGAGGUGUACCUCCUUUGGGGAGGAAUGUGUCCAAUAAGGUGCUUAAAAUCAAAAAUAAAUCAUAGCCGCUCAAUAACACUUAUAUGGAAAUACCCUCUUAUCCACACCUGAAAAAGUCCAAAUCUAUACGGCAGUAUAAGUGCAAACCUCACACCUAUAAGUGGAGCGCUGAAAAGAUAGCGGGGUACACUUACCCCAUAUAACUUGAUAGCAAGCUUGGUAUGUAAUACAUGUGAAAAAAGGGUAAGUGCCAUCUCCAUAAAUAUUGGCACGUAGCUACAACUCCUCAUAGCCAGGAUACAGGGCUCUGAAAAAGGUGAGCACUUUACUUAUUCUCACCACUGCACCAUUUGAGAAAGACUGCACAUUUGUUCCCUUCUCUCUAUGUUUUAUCUUUGAGAUACAUCAUAUCGUGGACUGAAGGUGUGAUGCUGCCUUAAAAGCAUACAAGCCUGAUUACGGAGCCAGUGUUCACAUACAGGCUCCUUUAACCCUGUAAGGACACAUGACUUGUGUGACAUGUCAUGACUCUCUUUUAUUCCAGAAGUUUGGUCCUUAAGGGGUUAAAUGUGAGUGUUCCACUUCACCGCCAUUUUAUCUGAUUUAAUCUUUACAUACCAUCUGCACAAUAUUGCCUUUUCUAUUUUUUUCUUCAUGUAUUACAUACCAAGCUUGCUAUCAAGUUAUAUAGGGUAAGUGUACCCCGCUAUCUUUUCAGCGCUCCACUUAUAGGUGUAGGUUUUGCACUUAUACCACUGUAUAGAUUUAGCUGCCUAAUAAAUGUUUAUAUAAAGUUUAUUUAUUUAAGCUUUGAGCUAAAUGUAAUCAUCAGAAUCUAUCUUUGAAAUGUGGAUAGUGCAUCCUUACUAAACAGAUGUUUGAACUAUGUAUUCAUGAAUUUGUGUCUAUAAAAUUGUGACCUGCUAAGCUUAUCUUUGAACUAUGAUAGAAGAUCACAACAAAGAUUUGAUAAAACACACGGAGUACCAUACCUACAAACAACAAACAAACUGAUUAAGCUAGGUACAGAGGCAUCUAAGGGUCAAAAACAUAUACCACAAAGCUGAAAUCACUUAAUGGCAGAAAUAACUCUGUAUUUAAGAACACUGCUGUAAGCCGAGAGCUAAUAAAUCAUCUAAAUAAAGCACAUACAAAAAACAACAAAUAAUACAAUGGAAAAAUUAUUUACAAAAUAAAUAAACAUAAAUAUAAAGUACCACAAAUGGUCUAAACUGCAGUGCUGCUAGCAGAGGUAAUUAUAUGGGCACUGCGAUGGGCGCAAAUAUGGCACCAUCAUAUGCCAACCUGGACUUUGAUGGACUUUGAAGGCAACUUCCUAUACACCCAUGAGACAUUCCUUACUCACGUGUGCACCUGGUUUCACUACAUAGAUGACUGCUUCAUGGUCUGGAGAGGCACCAAGGGAGACCUGGAUGUCUUUUUAGACUAUUUGAACCAUUGUCACCCUGAUAUUAAAUUUACUUGUAAUAUUGAGACAAAAGAGGUCAGCUUCCUGAUUUGUUUUCCAAACCCAUGGAUGCAAAUAGCCUGUUGAAUGCCCACAUUUUUUCAUCCUGCUAACCAAAUCCGUUUCAUUCCAUACAUCCAAUUCCACAGGGUAAGGCGUAUCGUGAGCGAUAAGACAUUGGUUGAUACUCGUCUAUCUCAAAUGUCCCAGAGAUUUGUGGAGAAGGGUUAUGAUUGUCGUACAGUACUAGCUGCUAGACACAAAGCACACUCUAUGAAACAAAAGGAUUUACCUUCCAUUACAAACAGACGCAAAACUGACAGAAUAGCUUUCGUAAGUACCCAUUCUACUUUUUCUCCUCAAAUACCUGACAUUAUACACAAAAACUGGCACAUUCUACAAUUGGACAGACAGGUAGGGCAUCUAUUUAAAGAACCACCACUUUUUGCCUACAAGAGACGCCGCACCAUAAGGUACUUACCCCUGUCUUUGCUGUAAUUAUUGCAGCGGAAUCAUAAAGGGUGAAUUCUGUACAGGGCAGCAGAUUAAACUGAAAGGUUUCUUUACUUGUCAAACUGACUUUGUGGUCUAUCUCCUUAAGUGUCCGUGCGGGUUGGGCUAUGUGGGAAAAACCAUUUGUGAUUUUAAAGAACGUGUCUCUCAACACAAAACCUCAAUUCGUAAUGCAAAUGCAGACACUCCAGUCACAUAUCACUUUCGGGAGAUGAGACACAAUGUAUCACAGCUCUGGUACCAGAUUCUUGAGAGGGUUGAACUACCCCCUAGGGGUGGUGAUAGAGAAAGGAGAUUAUUGCAGAGGGAAGUUUGCUAGAUGAACACAGUGUCCCCUCAUGGUCUUAAAGAAACUUGAUUGGCACUGGUUCCUUUAGAUUUUCCAUAUGGAAG